ACCGAACUCAGUCACUGACUCAAGGUUUAAGAACGCAUUAGCUGGUCUCUUCCAUUUUAAUAUUUUUAGUCAAAUUUAGACUUAUGAAAAAUGAGUAAAUUAAACAAAUUCAUAAGUUACACAUUAAGAGGAGCAUUAUUCGGGGCGACAGUGUUCGGUUCGUCUGAGUUGGGCCUAUGGAAAGAUGGCGAAACAUCCCGCGAAGUAGCAAAAAUCAUAAUUGCCAUUCUAACUCCUUAUGCCAAGAAAGCUGAGUCUCAAUUGCCAGACGAAGUAAAACCGUUGCCAUCUGUAGAAAAUUUGAAAUCUACGUCCACGGCAGCUUGGAAUAAAAGCGUGUACAAUGCUGGAGAGUUUGUCAUCAACGCACCCAACAAAUGUGCUUGUGCGGCUAAUAAAGUGUAUGAACUAGUCGAGGUACGAUUGAAUAAACCUAAAGAAGACCAAUAACGAUCUUUUGUGUUCAAUUAAUAAAUUCAUGUACCAUGUUAAUGUUUAAUAGAAAUCUGUUAUAUAAUUAUUAUGAUCCAUGUAUUAUUAAACUGCUCUGAUUUUAUAUAGA
Messenger RNA from Sipha flava (yellow sugarcane aphid), 562 nucleotides. RefSeq lists its product as uncharacterized. The record is from RefSeq and is a predicted model, not a curated record. The transcript is spliced from 3 exons. Lineage: Eukaryota; Metazoa; Arthropoda; Insecta; Hemiptera; Aphididae. Gene Ontology annotation, cellular component: mitochondrial crista junction; MICOS complex. Gene Ontology annotation, biological process: cristae formation. Bases 91 to 450 code for a protein of 119 amino acids.